Messenger RNA from Megachile rotundata (alfalfa leafcutting bee), 1054 nucleotides. Its product is annotated as pancreatic triacylglycerol lipase. Lineage: Eukaryota; Metazoa; Arthropoda; Insecta; Hymenoptera; Megachilidae. Gene Ontology annotation, biological process: lipid catabolic process. The record is from RefSeq and is a predicted model, not a curated record. Gene Ontology annotation, molecular function: lipase activity; serine hydrolase activity.
AUGAGAAUAAUACAUUUUUGUCUUUGUGUACUAUUGUGUAUUGUCGCUAAGGACGAAGUGGCAGCAAGAAUAUGUGACACGAAAAGUAAUCCUGACAUCAUUGCGAAAAUUCGUCUGAUGGUUUACAGAGGAAAUAGCACUGAGUUCUCCUUCAGUGACGUGAGAUUAGCGAAUCCUGAGGAUAUCGCGAAGUACGUCUCCAGGGACAAGGACACCAUUUUGUAUAUUCACGGCUUCCUGGAAAAUCCAGAUGCUGAUAAUGUCCAGACGAUUAUUAAAGCCUAUUUGGAGGAACGGGACGUAAACCUGAUAGCGUUGGACUGGGGUGACAUAGCAAUCGACAUUAACUACCUUUUCGUGUCCAGCCAAGUGUCCGUGAUAGGAGAGGCGGUCGGUGAAUUCCUGGAGAAACUUUCCGAGGUGAUCGAUUUGAACACGUUGCACGUGAUCGGGCAUUCUUUGGGUGCUCACGUAGCUGGCCAGAUCGGGAGAUCCAUGAAUGUUACUCUUGCUCGCAUCACUGGAUUGGAUCCAGCGUUCCCACUUUUUUACCCAUCCACAUGUCACAUCCGACCUACCGACGCAGAAACAGUUGUCAUCCUUCAUACGGACGCUGGGUUUUAUGGGACCCCAAUAGACACUGGGACCGUUGAUUUUUAUGCGAAUAGGGGAGUUGUACCUCAACCUGGUUGUCCUAAAAUCAUUGGAAGUGAAUUAUGCAGCCAUCAGAGGUCCGUCAAGCUCUACGCCGAGUCCUUAAAAAAUCCCAAAGCGUUCCCGGCUCAUAAAUGCGUUGACAAGUCAGAGGAAAGUGGGAGAAUAAUUUAUUUCGGAGAUGCAACGCCCAAGAACAUAUACGGUGCAUAUUGCUUCUACACCAACGCACAGGAGCCAUAUGGCAAAGGACCAACCACAUGAAUCUGUUUGUAUCUCAAAUAUCAAAAUCUAAAUUGCCAUUUAUGUAUGAGGAGAUGAAAGCUAGUAUGAAACUAGGCGCAACUAAAUCUAGAUUAUUGGAUAUGUAUUUGUAAAUAAAUACUCAGGAAUGAUUAAA